This is a messenger RNA of Tripterygium wilfordii, 2203 nucleotides long. RefSeq names its product type I inositol polyphosphate 5-phosphatase 8. The transcript has 10 exons. Gene Ontology annotation, molecular function: phosphatidylinositol-3,4,5-trisphosphate 5-phosphatase activity; inositol-polyphosphate 5-phosphatase activity; phosphatidylinositol-4,5-bisphosphate 5-phosphatase activity. NCBI's taxonomy places the organism in Eukaryota, Viridiplantae, Streptophyta, Magnoliopsida, Celastrales, Celastraceae. The record is from RefSeq and is a predicted model, not a curated record. Gene Ontology annotation, biological process: phosphatidylinositol dephosphorylation.
UCAGAGGGCAAAGAGAACCGAGAUGUUAAACACGGCUAAGUCUUCUUGCCCCAAAAUCGUGGCUCGAAAGUGGUUAAAUUUGCAACGAAGAGCCGACGAGUUUCAGUCUGACUACGCAAUAAGCAGAGAUCAAACCCAGAGAAGAAAGAGUUCCUCUCACGUUUUCAUACCUGAAGAAGAUUUUUCAGAUCGGUGGUGGUUGAUGGGAGCUACCGAUGGAGUUAAACGACGGUGCGCAGCCGAACCGGAAGCAACACCUGUCACGGACAAGCCAAAUCUCAGGAUGUUCGUGGGGACAUGGAAUGUGGGAGGGAAGGCUCCUCACGAGGGCUUGAACUUACAAGAUUGGCUAAACUCACCUGCUCCUGCUGACAUCUAUGUCUUGGGGUUCCAGGAGAUCGUGCCUCUAAAUGCAGGGAAUGUCCAUGGGGCAGAGGACAAUGGUCCACCUGCCCAAUGGCAGUCCCUCAUUGGUCGUGCUUUGAACGGAAACAACAACUGCUACGAUGACCGACAACAAGAAACAGCAGGCCUGAAACCCAGACUCAGUUUCUCCGACUUGCUUUCGUUAGAAGAUGAGAUUGGCAAUGAAGAUUUUGAGAAAUUGCUAAGCUUAAACUUGAAGUCAAGUCAAUUAGAAGGCUCACCGAGCCCUGGACCCCGAGGUUAUUGCUUGGCUACAAGCAAGCAAAUGGUGGGGCUCUUCUUGUGCGUCUGGGUUCGAGCACAUCUUUAUAAGCACAUCAGCAACAUGAAGGUCUCAUUCGUUGGCCGUGGCAUUAUGGGAUAUCUUGGAAAUAAGGGUUCCAUUUCGAUCAGCAUGACAUUAUAUCAGACAACAUUCUGCUUCGUUUGUACGCACUUGACUUCCGGGGAGAAGGAGGGUGAUGCGGUCAGGAGAAAUUCAGAUGUCACUGAAAUUCUAAAGAGAACAAGGUUCUCCCAUACUUGUUGCAGAGCUCCUCAAAAUAUACUUGACCAUGACAAGGUCAUUUGGCUUGGAGACUUGAGUUAUCGCCUCACAGCUGGUUGUGGUGACACAGGUGAGCUGUUACUGGAGAACGAAUGGCAAGCACUUUUGGAGAAAGAUCAGCUGCAGAUAGAGCAAAAGGCUGGUUGAAUAUUUAAAGGGUGGGAAGAAGGGAGGAUAUAUUUUGCUCCAACUUACAAAUACCGGACCAAUUCAGAUCAUUACGCUGUUCAAACCUCCAAUUCUAAGGAGAAACGGCGUACCCCUGCCUGGUGUGAUCGUAUUCUGUGGAAAGGAGAAGGUCUGAAGCAGAUGUCGUACGCUAGAGGGGAGUCCAGGUUCUCAGACCAUAGACCUGUUUAUUCAUUGUUAUCAGUCCAAGUUGAUUUGGUUCGCGAGAAGAACAAAAUCGUUACAAGGUACUGCCCUCCAAGAUGUUCUAAAAGUGCUGCACAUUCAUCAGCGGCAGCUUCCAUUGCCAAAGUUCAAGUUGAGGAACUUUUGGCAAUCCCCGGUGAUGAAAGCUGUGACGUAAACGGGGUUCAAACAGGUGGUUUGGAUUUGGGAAUCGGCAAUGAGAAAACCGUAACAGAAUGCAGUUAUUAGCGAUUGGCGAAUGCAAAAUACCAUUGAUGUCUCCAGCAUCACCCGGCAUUUUUACGGGUUUGGGACAGAAAAUGAGGUGGAAUCGAUUAUUGGACACGCCAUAAGAACCUUUUGAGACCUUCCCCUGUCUGCUUUAAUGAUGGAAAUACAUUAAAUAGCUACAGCUGGAUGUGACUGUGUAGCUUUCUCCAGGCCUUGCGGUGGCGGAAACGCUGGAUCGCCAUUUUUUAAAAAAUCAUCUGGGCAUGACGUGCGUGCAUUUUUGCAAUUGGCAUGCCCGAUGUUGGACAUGGGAUGAUUGGUUAUGGAGAUUGAAGGAAAAAGACAUUGACCAACUGACAAAGAAGGGAAGAGUUGCACUUUAAUUUUCUCUAUCUGUGUCUUGUCCUUGUCAAGUAUUUUUUUGGAUAGGAAUCUUUGUGGGAUGGAAAAGGGGUGAAGAUUUGAAGGAUGAACUUAAGAUCCUGCACCUGCAGACACAAGUCUUUGUGUGUUUUUGGUGUAAAUUUUUGGUAUAUCCUCAAGUUUUCUGAAACGUUUUUAGAAUCAUCAUUUGAAAUAGCAAAGCGAUUCUUCAAUCUAAUUAAUUAAUAUGUUUGUUUAAUAGAGUUAGUUUGUUAGUGAGCA